Molecule: messenger RNA, 680 nt
Organism: Triticum urartu
Lineage: Eukaryota; Viridiplantae; Streptophyta; Magnoliopsida; Poales; Poaceae
Product: ER membrane protein complex subunit 8/9 homolog
Cellular component (GO): EMC complex
Source: RefSeq, a predicted model, not a curated record
CCGCACCCCCUCCCGCUGCUCCCCACGCUCGAGCUCGCGCUCACCCUCGUCGAGGACCACUUCCAGGCGCAGGGCCUCGCCGUCGUCGGCUACUACCACGCCAACGCGCGCCGCGACGACGCCGACCUCCCCGCCGUCGCCAAGCGCGUCGGGGACCACAUCUUCCGCUACUUCCCCCGCGCCGCCGUGCUGCUGCUGGACAACGUGAAGCUCGAGGAGGUGGUCAAGGGGAACAGCCGCGACGCAGUUGUUCAGCUAUACACCAGGGAUUCAUCAAAAAGCUGGCGUCAGGCUGGAUCAGAUGGAAGCAGUCAGCUCAAACUGAAAGAGCCAUCUACCAAUGUGGUCUUAGCUGAUCAUGUUACCACGAAGAAAUGGCAGCAAGUUGUUGAUUUCGACGACCACCUCGAUGAUAUCAGCAAGGACUGGUUGAACGCGAGCCUGCUUGGUUGAAACGGUUUUGAGAUCAAAUUUGUCACAUAUUUAUUUGAACUGGCUAGAAACCAAGGCAUCAAGGCUUGUCCCACCAGAUCACUGCGUUUCACUUUAUGGCCAGACGAGCUAUUUGGCAUGGUUUUGUAAUUUAAUAUGACAUAAUAAGUAGAUGUUACCCCAUGUGUUCUUGCGAUGAUUUGUAGCCAACAACUGAUGAAAAAUGAAGAAAAACUGUGAUUGUAAAA